This is a messenger RNA of Gavialis gangeticus (Gharial), 1474 nucleotides long. Its product is annotated as adhesion G-protein coupled receptor G4-like. The transcript has 7 exons. Lineage: Eukaryota; Metazoa; Chordata; Crocodylia; Gavialidae. The record is from RefSeq and is a predicted model, not a curated record. Bases 389 to 1474 code for a protein of 361 amino acids.
UUGCUCUCAUACUCCCCCCAAAUUUUCCCUGCAGAGGGACGCACAUGCUUGUGACGUCCUGUGGGCUACAGGGCAGGACCCAAUGGUUUGUCAAUGAAAGGUGUUGCAAGAGUCAUCAACCUGCAGCGAAUACAAUAAAGGAGAAGGUGAGCCAGGCAGGCUGGUUACUGCAGUGUAUUGUUUCAGUCACCUUCAGAAGUGAGACUGCAAAGGGGAAAUAGCCUCCCCUUCAAGAAAGGAUCCAUUGAAAGCUUCCAGGUGACACUUUGGACUUCCUCCUUGCCCCCCAAAAUGUACUCUUGCCUGAGAGAGUGAAACACGAGCAGUGUUUGGCAAAAAUCUGUCUGGACUUCUAUUUGCUGCCUCCCAGCCAGAACAUGCCUAGAGAAUGAAGAGGCACGUGCAAGCUCGGGGACAAGGCUUUCCUGGCAAGCUGCUCCGUGGUCUGGUUGUUACUGCCAGUCUUUUCCUGCUCUCAGAAACCAGUUCUUUGCGAGGGAAAAAGCUGGAUGUAUCGUGGAAGUAUCAGAAGUAUAUAUCCCUGGCCAGUGCCAGCAUCCCCCAGCUCUGCCAGUUCACUGUGUGCAUUGAUCUAAACAGGACUACAAAUGUCAGCGUUUGGACAGCUUUUUCAUACGAUAUAAGCAACAACUCCACCAACACCCAUGAUGCAGAGCUCGGGCUCUCCGGAGAAAACAAGCAUCUGAAGUUGUAUCUCUUUGGCACCACCAGAGAAAUCAAGCUUGACUUAACUCUUUUUGAAUGGCAUAGUGUGUGCUGCACGUGGGACAGCAAGGAGGGGCUGCUGCAGGUCUACAACAAUGGGCAGCACUUGGAGAAGGAGGCCAUGAACAGUACCAAGUGCCUGAGGCCGAAGGGCAGCUUGAUGCUGGGGUAUUUGCACAAAAACCAGGGAGGCUCCAUCAUUGUGCAGGUGAACACCGGCUUUCUCGGCAACCUGUACUACUUCCAAAUGUGGGACAGGGUCUUGAAGCAGGAGGAGCUAAUGAACUGCUCCCAGGGAAACGUCGUUAGCUGGAACACAGAGUAUUGGGACUUGGACAACAUCAUUCCACUCACCGACCAUCACCUGCGCUGCGCAAAGUCCUGGGAAGGAUCACCCUCAACAACUGCUGCUACAUUAGCUCCACCAUCUCCAGCUAAAACUACUAGUGGUAUCACUCUAAUUACCUUCUACAACAUUCAGGUGAACUUUUCUGUUACCCAUGAACCCCAGACACCUCCUGAUUAUUAUGAUGUAAGGAACGUUACUGAAACCUGGCUUAAUGACAGAUUGUCUGGCACUGAAUUUGUUGUUACAAAUUACAAGAUAAAGACAGUAGGCAGGGCUUUGACAGAAGGACGUGUCCAGAAGAAGGCUCAGGUACAUAUGAAACAAGAAGUCAACUUGUCUUCAGAUACCAAAAUCCACCACAACAUGCUUUUCCUUACCUUUCCUCUUAAGGUAUUUUAG